GGUGCUCCCUCCACACUGCUGCCCCUUAGGACUUGUUGCUUUUGAUUUAGCUUUAUCACUUACCCUAGGGGUGGCAGGGGUGUGUGUGUGUGUAUGAUUGCUUGAAAAGUCAAGGUUCAAGUUUAUGCUUGUUGGUUUUUAUGGUGAGUCAACUUAAAUAUUCUGGUGACUUCAUUGAGUACAAUGUUGGAAACUGAUUUUACUUGUGAUUUCUGUAUAUGAAACAUCUGUUGUUUUGUAUUCAUUUCAUAAACACAUUUUAAGAGUUGUACAGAGAGCUUCCUGUGUGGAGGACUGGUUCCCACCACUUGAAAUUGUUAGCAUACUUGUUAAAUGUUGCUGAUCUCUCUGAAACAAGAAGGCAGGGAGGACUUGGAACCACUUGUCACCUUCUGGAAAAGCUAGAGCUGGAGGUAACCAUGAUGCACGGGUAAGGAACAGAACGUGGAAUGUUUUCUGGAGAUAAUGGAAAGUUUACACUAGCCAUUCUUUGUCCUGAUGCAAAUAUGCAAUACAGAGAGUCUAAUUUGCCAGACAUCUUGGUCCCAAACUGAAGUGUCCUUUUCAUUUUACCAUUUAUGUUAGUUGUGGAUUGGGGAACUAGAGAUGCUGCCCACCCUAAGUAGAUGACAUUCCAAAGCUACAUCCAUGUUAACAUGUAGGUAUAUGUUAGUCAUUGUCUUCACCCCUAAAAGAUCACAGUCUAGUAAUAGUAACAUUAAUUAAAAAAAAAAACUUGCCUUUAAAAUGUAAGAAAGUCUCAGACCGAAAAAUUAUAUACUAAUUGAAACAAGCAAAAGCUGAGUUCAUCUCUAUAUUGCUAUGCCAGUAACUUUUCAUUUAUUUGCAUUUAGCAGAGACUAUUUCCUAUUUUAUAGAGGUCCCAGAAUCAUAAGAAUUCAGAGCUGGAAAAGCUUUAAGGGGCUUGUAAUUCAGACUCUUCCUUGUUCUACAAUUGAGGAAAUAGUGGGCCAGAGAGACUGAGGCCAACCAGCUGUUCCAGACAAAGCCCUCCAAUGGGACUUCAGUCAGCAUUUUGCAUGUUGGUGAUUUGAAAAGAUCUAAAGUACCUACCUUUCGAUGAUACUAGGCCUUAGUGAAUCACACACACACACACACACACACACACACACACACACACACACGCUAGGUGAGAAAGCUACAAACCAAAGCAGGGCUUCUCUCUUGAGAGAAGCCAGUACUGAAAUUACUGUACUGUUCCAUGAAUUUCAUGCUAAGCAUUCAGGUUUAGAGCACAUGGACCAAGAACUUUAGAAUAAGGACACGCUGUCAACAACAGCAAAACAGUUACCAGUAGUAUCUGGACACAAAGCCAAGAGGGAGUGAGAAUGUGAGAUUUAAAGCUUUCUAAGAUUCUCCCUAAGAAGCCGCAGAGGUUGGCAGGGCAGGCAACUGACAAGACUCCCCUUUAGAAGUGACUGUGCUCCGUGGAUGAGGGCAAGCGGCCACCCGUCCACCCGGUCGCUCCUUCCGUAGCCAGAGACGUCCGCACCGUGGGCGGUCCCUGUGCGCAUCCCCAGGGACCGAACCGAAGUCUGGGCGCCCUAGCGCUUCCCGCCGACUCGGCCGGGCGACCGCUUGCUCUGGUCCGAGGCUCAGCCCGCCGCCUACCGCCCGCGGGGAACCCGGGAAGCCUCGCGGCCCGCGAGACCCCGCCUCAGCCCGCCUCACCGCACCUAUCGCGGCCUGCACGCUGGUCACGCGGGGAGCCGCUCCGCGGGCGGACAGCCAGAGCCCGGCAGGGCCCGGGUGGCGGCUGCCGGUCGGGGCGGGGCGAGGCGGAGGUUAGAAAUAGGGACGGGCGGGCGGCGCAGAGCCGCCCUGACCACGCCGCAGCGCCCAGCGAGGCGGCCAGACCCACGCACCCAUGCUGCUGACGCUGGCCAGCGGCGCGCUCUUCUUCCCCGGGCUCUUCGUGCUCAGCACCUGGGCAUUGCGCCGCUCGCGGCCGGGAUGGACCUACGACGACUGCGUGACGGUCGGCACCAGGCUGGUGUCCUCGGUGCAGGCGGUGCUGGCCACCGGGGCGGGGUUCAUCGUUAUCCGCUCCUGCAAAAACGUGGUCUCAGACAGGCACUGGCUUGCCCGAGAAUAUGUCUGGUUUUUUAUUCCAUACAUGAUCUAUGACUGCUAUGCCAUGUACUUCUGUGAAUGGUGCCGAACCAGAGACCAGAACCUCAGACGCUCCACGCUUUUCCGAAACUUCCUGAUUGAAAAUCGCCUCAUGCUCACACAUCAUAUGGUUAUUCUGUUUGUCCUAGUGCCCAUUACACAGAAACUCCGGGGAGAGCUUGGAGACUUCUUUGUCGGCUGCAUCUUCACGGCAGAACUGAGCACUCCAUUUGUGUCGCUGGGCAGAGUUCUGAUUCAGCUAAAGCAGCAGCACACCCUUCUCUACAAAGUGAAUGGAGUCCUCACGCUGACCACCUUCCUUUUGUGCCGGAUCCUCCUUUUUCCCUUCAUGUACUGGUCCUAUGGCCAACAGAAAGGACUAAGCCUGCUCCGAGUGCCAUUUAACAUUCCUUUACACUGCAAUGUGGCCAAUGCCUUCCUCAUCUCUCCUCAGCUCUACUGGUUCUUUCUGCUGUGCAAGAAGGCAGCCCGGCUCUUUGACACUGCCAAUGCCAAAAAGGAUGGUUAAUCACUCCCAGGAGUCAGGCAGUAAGCAUGUCUCCUCACAGUAGCUGCCUCUCCUUACUCAGUAUUCCAAGGACCAAAUUGUACCUGGGGUGGCCCGAACAUUUUGGGUAUUGAUAAGCAGAUGGAUUUGAGGCUUGCUAAAACAAAAAACAAAAUUCCUAUUACCUCACUCUUCUAACCCCCUUUUACAAAAGCACUUUUUUCUUGGUAACAACUUUUGGGUCCUGUCAGACCUCUACUGCAAGGUAGCUUUAAUGCUAGCCCAAGGAUGCUUCCUUGGGUCGAUCUGAAGAGCUCUGGGAGGUGAAGCACUGCUACCCCUUUCCCAACCACUCAGGGCAACAUCCACAAUACUGGACCAGCAGAAGCAAGUGAUGACUUGGCUCAUGAAAUAGUGUUAUUUUGCAAUGCUAGAAAAAUCAUUGUGGGUAUACAGUUUUUUAACUAGACAGCCCUCAUCCUCUCAACUGUACAUCAACAGUGAAUUCUCAUUCCUAUUGACUUCAGUUAGAAGGGCCAACAGCAGGCAGGAGGCAGGGCUGGGAACCUGAGGCAUGAAUAGGUCAGGAGGCCAGUCCCUUUGCAACCUGACUUGGUAUAAAGACCAGUAUCAAACUUGUGGCUUCCAUAGUGAUUUCCCACUCUGAUGCUGUCCUUCUUAUACAAAAUGGAAAGACUUCUGUGCUCCUGAGAGGUCUUAUCCAGGCCAGAGGACUUCUCCUGAUAAGCCAGGCCCAUUUCUAUGUUGAAUGUACUGCAAUUUAGCCACAGAAGGCUAGAGAGGGUGGCCAAACCGGCCAAAGCAUGUCUUGUGGACCAACACCAUCAAUGGUUUACAAAUAGGAUCUGGUGCAACACUAACCAUUCCUUGCCAACAGGAUGUGUUUGGGAGAACCUGCUAGCACUUCUUUGAAGCAGUAGUAAAAGACAACCCUGCAAGGUUGUUUCAAGUGCCUUAUAAUUCACUGUCCAUGAACUUUUAAACGACUAAAUGAUUAUGUCUCAAAUUUUGACAGUUUUGGUCUUUAAUAGGUGCCAUUUAAAAACCAUAAAAUGCUGUUUUGUGUACUGUCAGUGUAUCCACAAGUUAUCCAUGUAGCGAUUAAAUUGCACUAAUGUCUCUA
Nannospalax galili (Upper Galilee mountains blind mole rat) is the source of this 3785-nucleotide messenger RNA. It is a transcript of the gene Tlcd3a, whose product is annotated as TLC domain containing 3A. The record is from RefSeq and is a predicted model, not a curated record. Gene Ontology annotation, biological process: lipid homeostasis. The coding region runs from base 1889 to 2662 and encodes 257 amino acids. The transcript is spliced from 5 exons. Lineage: Eukaryota; Metazoa; Chordata; Mammalia; Rodentia; Spalacidae. Gene Ontology annotation, cellular component: endoplasmic reticulum; membrane.